Molecule: messenger RNA, 1534 nt
Organism: Mandrillus leucophaeus (drill)
Lineage: Eukaryota; Metazoa; Chordata; Mammalia; Primates; Cercopithecidae
Gene: DOK7
Product: docking protein 7
Exons: 10
Coding region: 23-1534 (503 amino acids)
Biological process (GO): positive regulation of protein tyrosine kinase activity; neuromuscular junction development
Molecular function (GO): protein kinase binding
Source: RefSeq, a predicted model, not a curated record
GCUCCCUGCAGACUGCCUGCUGAUGCUGGUCUACAAGGACAAGUCGGAGCGCUCCAAGGGCCUGCGGGAGCGCAGCAGCCUGACGCUAGAGGACAUCUGCGGGCUGGAGCCCGGCCUGCCCUACGAAGGCCUGGCCCACACGCUGGCCAUCGUCUGCCUGUCCCAGGCUGUCAUGCUGGGCUUCGACAGCCACGAGGCCAUGUGCGCGUGGGACGCCCGGAUCCGCUAUGCGCUAGGCGAGGUGCACAGGUUCCAUGUGACAGUGGCUCCAGGCACCAAGUUGGAGAGCGGCCCGGCCACCCUGCACCUCUGCAAUGACAUCCUCGUCUUGGCCAGGGACAUCCCCCCGGCUGUCACGGGGCAGUGGAAGCUAUCCGACCUCCGGCGCUACGGGGCCGUGCCGAGCGGAUUCAUCUUUGAAGGCGGGACCAGGUGUGGGUACUGGGCUGGUGUCUUCUUCCUGUCCUCGGCCGAGGGGGAGCAGAUCAGCUUCCUGUUCGACUGCAUCGUCCGAGGCAUCUCCCCCACCAAGGGCCCCUUUGGGCUGCGGCCGGUUCUCCCAGACCCAAGUCCCCCGGGACCCUCGACUGUGGAGGAGCGCGUGGCCCAGGAAGCCUUGGAAACCCUGCAGCUGGAGAAGCGGCUGAGCCUCCUCUCGCAUGCAGGCCGGCCGGGCAGUGGAGGGGAUGACCGCAGCCUGUCCAGCUCAUCCUCGGAGGCCAGCCACUUGGACGUCAGCGCCAGCAGCCGGCUCACCGCAUGGCCAGAGCAGUCCUUGUCGUCGGCCAGCACGUCGCAGGAGGGGCCUAGACCAGCAGCUGCCCAGGCCCCCGGGGAAGCCAUGCUGGGUGCCUCAAGGCCACCCCCCAAGCCAGCAGACUGGGGCACCCCAGGGUGGCCUGGGGGUGGUGUGGGGUCGUGGAGCCUCUUGCUGGCGGGGCUGGGUCCCUGGACAGCCUUUCCCUGUGGGGAUGCGGCCGGGCCGUCUGCCGCUCCCCACUAUGCUUGUGAGUGGCCUCGCUCCGGGUGUCUGAAGGUUCCGGCCACCGCCUGCUACAGCAGCCCAGGGUCUCCAGCCUCGGUACUCAGUUCCCAGGCCACACUGCCCAGCCCGGCCCCCGGAGAGCCCUGGGAAGCAGGCAGCCCCCACGCGGGGCCAUCCCCGGCUUUCUUUUCGGCAUGUCCAGUCUGUGGAGGACUCAAGGGAGUGGCCGCCUCAGCCCCGGGACCCGCGACAGCACAUUCAGGAUCCCCAGGACCCAUGGCUGUGGACAGCCCAGGGCCAGAGAGGCCACGUGGCGAGCCACCUGCUUACGUGAACAUCCCCGUCAGCCCCCUCUCCGGGAAGCAGCUGCACUACAUGGGCCUGGAGCUCCAGGAGGCCAGCGAGGGGGUCCGAGGGGCCAGCGCCUCCCUCUACGCCCAGAUCGACAUCGCGGCCACUGAGAUGGCGCACAGAGUGGGAGCGCAGCACGCACGGGCCCGGGAGGAGCAGCUGUCAGAGCUGGAGCAGAGGAAGGCAGCCCCACAGUGA